GCUAUCUUUACCAGAGCGGCCGUAUCAGAUCUAGAGUACUUCGGCGUUAGACUUUCUUCCCUUUCAUCUAUCAUGUCCCCAGUCAAGAACAAGGUCUGCCUGAUUGUUCACGAUGGAUGGGGCCAUAACGACAAAUCUGGCGGUAAAGGUGAUGCCAUCCACGCCGCAGAUACAACCAACAUGGACACUAUCUCUAAUAACCACAACGUCCGCAACCUAGCCGCCCACGGUACUGCCGUCGGGCUCAGCGAUGGCCUUAUGGGCAACUCUGAAGUCGGUCAUCUCAAUAUCGGUGCCGGUCGUAUCGUCUGGCAAGACAUUGUCAAGAUCGACGUAUCCAUCAAAAAGAAAGAGUUUCACAAAAACAAAACCAUUCUUCAAUCCAUCCAACACGCAAAGGACGGAAACGGGCGUUUACAUUUCCUCGGUCUCAUAUCCGAUGGUGGCGUUCACUCUCAUAUUAAUCACCUUUACGCUCUGCUCGAAACAGCCAAGGAACAAAAAGUACCCAACGUUUAUGUUCACUUUUUCGGUGACGGCCGCGAUACCGCUCCCCGUUCAUCUGCCAAGUACGCACAGGAUCUACUCGACUUCAUCAAAAACGAGCUAGGCGAUUAUGCUCAGCUUGCUACUAUUGUUGGAAGAUAUUAUGCUAUGGACCGGGAUAAGAGGUGGGAGAGGAUAAAGAUCGCCGUUGAUGCUUUGGUGAAAGGUGAAGGGGAGUCCAACUCGGCCGUGGUAGACGCCAUCAAAGCCAGUUACGACAAAGAUAUCACUGAUGAAUUCCUCAAACCUAUCAUCGUCAAUGGUGAAGAGGGGAGGAUUAAAGAUGGCGACACACUCUUCUUCUUCAACUAUCGUUCUGACAGAAUGAGAGAAAUCGUCUCUGUCUUUGGCCUUCCUGAUAAACCAAUGAAAAUAGACGUUCCCAAAGACUUGCACAUUACCACCAUGUCCCGUUACAGCGUAGACUAUCCAUUUUCCGUCGCCUUCCCUCCUCAGGUCAUGGACAACGUCCUCGCCGAAUGGCUCUCUAAACAAAACCUCGCUCAAGCCCAUGUUGCCGAAACCGAAAAAUACGCUCACGUCACCUUCUUCUUUAACGGCGGUGUCGAAAAACAAUUCCCCAAAGAAGACAGAUUCAUGAUCCCUUCCCCCAAAGUGCCCACUUACGACAAAGACCCCGGAAUGUCCGUUCUGGGUGUAGCCGAAAAAGUCGCAGAACUUGUGAAAGAAGACAAACACGACUUUGUCAUGUGCAACUUUGCUCCUCCUGAUAUGGUUGGCCACACGGGUGUAUACGACGCUGCUGUUGAAGCGGUCACAAAAACGGAUGAAGCUGUUGGUGUGGUGUACAAGGCUUGUAAAGAGAAAGGCUAUGUUCUCGUCAUCACCAGCGAUCACGGAAACGCAGAAAAGAUGAUCAAUGAAGAGACUGGAGAUCCGCAUACUGCUCACACGACGAAUCCUGUACCUCUUAUCAUUACAGGUGAUAAGGACAAAUUCAAGAUGAUUGAGGAUAAAGAAGACGAAGAAGGCGGAGCUCUUUGUGAUGUUGCUCCGACUUUAUUGGAUAUUAUGGGUAUUCCGAAGCCGGAGGAGAUGGAGGGGAGGUCGUUGUUGAAGAAGGAUUAGAUUUAAAAUACAAAGAUGUACAUAGAAGUAGAUCAAUCAAUGUAGAAUGUCCGCAUGCC
Molecule: messenger RNA, 1694 nt
Organism: Marasmius oreades (fairy-ring Marasmius)
Lineage: Eukaryota; Fungi; Basidiomycota; Agaricomycetes; Agaricales; Marasmiaceae
Exons: 4
Coding region: 73-1635 (520 amino acids)
Biological process (GO): glucose catabolic process
Cellular component (GO): cytoplasm
Molecular function (GO): manganese ion binding
Source: RefSeq, a predicted model, not a curated record